Molecule: messenger RNA, 417 nt
Organism: Chroicocephalus ridibundus (black-headed gull)
Lineage: Eukaryota; Metazoa; Chordata; Aves; Charadriiformes; Laridae
Product: beta-microseminoprotein-like
Exons: 4
Coding region: 1-417 (138 amino acids)
Source: RefSeq, a predicted model, not a curated record
AUGUGUAUUGAAAGAAAUGUCCUCAUUUCAGUGUUGCAGAACCAACACUGCUGUUUGUGUCGGAUUCCAGCUGUGUUUGAGGCAGGCAUGCAUACGAAAUUCUUCCUGCUCCUUUACUUGAUCCUUCUCUUCUCAAGGACUCUGUGUGAUGCUCGCUGUUACUUUAGACCAGCCAGCAAAUACGGGUGCCUUUCAAACAGAAACCUCUAUGUUUUUGGUGCGGUGUGGAAGACUGAAGAUUGUUACCAAUGCAGGUGUAAGAUGAAUGCAAUGAUUUGCUGCAGCUUGGUUCUAAUCCCCAAGAACUAUGACAGGGCGAACUGUGUUGGCCUAUUCCACAAGAAAAGCUGUUCCAUCCGAGUGGUGAAGAAGACUAAUCCUGACAUAAGCUGCAAAGUCUACAAUGGAAUUGGUUAA